Astyanax mexicanus (Mexican tetra) is the source of this 2074-nucleotide messenger RNA. RefSeq names its product peter pan homolog (gene ppan). The record is from RefSeq and is a predicted model, not a curated record. Gene Ontology annotation, cellular component: preribosome, large subunit precursor. The coding region runs from base 191 to 1792 and encodes 533 amino acids. NCBI's taxonomy places the organism in Eukaryota, Metazoa, Chordata, Actinopteri, Characiformes, Acestrorhamphidae. Gene Ontology annotation, molecular function: rRNA binding. Gene Ontology annotation, biological process: rRNA processing; ribosomal large subunit assembly. The transcript is spliced from 12 exons.
CAGACCCACGUGUUUUACAGCGGCUCUCCACGCGUCUCCACUGCGGGCAUGAGGAACUCCAGCCAUGAGGACAGAAGGAGCCCGAAUUCUUUUUAAAAACAGAUAAAUACUGUAUUAUAAAUCCCACAGAGCUCGCCUUUAUCUCCUCUCCUUUCUCCAGUAGCUGCGGGGUGAUUAGUUUACUGACAAGAUGGGGAAGGAAAAGACUAAGAACCAGAAGACGAUACGAGGGACCAGCUCUCACCGGGCUGAGGAGGAUUACAGUACUGUACCGCACUCCUUCGUGUUUCAUCGUGGUCAGAUUGGUAAAAAUAUCGGCCAGCUGGUUGAAGACAUGCGACGUGUCAUGGGCCCCUACACAGCAAAGUCUCUGCAGGUUCGAAAGAAAAACAACUUUAAAGAUUUCGUGACCGUAGCCGGACCUCUGGGAAUCUCACACUUUCUUGUGUUCAGUAAAACACAAACCCACGUUAACUUUAGGCUGGCACGACUUCCCAAAGGCCCCACUCUGUGUUUCCAGGUCACUAAGUAUUCUCUCAUCAAAGACGUGGUUUCAUCGUUGAAAAGGCACAGAAUGCACGAGCAGCAGUUCACUCAUCACCCGUUGUUGGUGAUGAAUAAUUUUGGCCUGGACGGGAUGCACAUCAAGCUGAUGGCCACCAUGUUCCAGAACAUGUUCCCCUCCAUCAACGUGCACACGGUCAACAUCAACACCAUAAAGAGAUGUGUGCUGUUCAGUUACAAUGCAGAGACUGAGGAAAUAGAGUUUCGACAUUACAGCCUCAAGGUGGUUCCUGUGGGCAUGAGCCGAGGUGUGAAGAAAAUUAUACAGGAAAAAAUCCCCAAUUUGAGCAAGCUGGAGGACAUCAGUGACCUGCUGUUGGCGGGGGCGAACCUGUCGGAGAGUGAAGCCGAACAAGACGGGGAUCACAACAUCACAGAGCUGCCUCAGGUGUACUCAGGCCGCGGGAACAUGAAGUCACAGCAGAGCGCCGUGCGACUGACGGAGAUCGGCCCUAGAAUGACGAUGAAGCUGGUGAAGAUCAUGGAGGGCAUGGGAGACGGGAAUGUGAUGUACCAUUCGAUUUAUACAAAAUCAGAGAAGGAGCUUACGGAGAUCCUGAACAGGAAAGAGGCUCGUCUAAAGGAAAAGGCUGAACGCAGGCGGAAGCAAGAGCAAAACAUCGCCCAGAAGAAGCAGCAGCAGGAAGAAAACAAGAAAAAGAGUCUGGAAGGGAUGAAGAAGAAGAGGAAGUUGGAGGGAACAGCAGCCAGUGACAGUGAAGUGGAGGAUCCUGGUAUGCAGGAGGACCAGGCUGCAGACACAGAGUCGGAGGAUGAGGCAGAAUACUACAGGCAGGCUGUCGGACAGGAACCUGAUGAAGACAUGUUUCCAAAAGCAAAGAGGAAACACGGCCCUGGCAAGUCACCUCAACCCUUCAAAAAGAGGAAACUUUCUGCCGCCAACGAGCAAAAACAAAGCCCUCGCUUUGCGGGUAAACCCUCUGCUGGCAGGCAGUUUGGGGGGAAGAAGAUGGGUAAAAGUGAUGGAAGGAAAGAGUUUGUAGCUUCAAAAAAAGGACAGUUCAGCAGCAAGUUCGGGAGGAGCAAAGAGGGAAAGAAGUUUGGAGGAGACAAAGGAAAAGGCUCUGGAAGAAAACAUUCUGGACCAAUGAAAGGCUCUGGUUCUAAGCCUAAAGGACAGAGACCAAAAACAGGCUCUGGAUUCAAAGCAGGGCAGAGAGGCAGCAAAGCAAAGAAGGACUUCAAGCGCAAGAAAGGCAGGGGUUGAAUGAUCAGCGGAUGCCGAGAUUAAACAGGAACCUGAACUUUUACAGCACUUCAGCUGCACUGACUCUUAAAAAAAAGCCUUUGCUGGUGGUGUUGACGGAGUUUUCCAGGUUUAGAUCUGCUGAGUUCGCAGAAUCCUCUUCUCUCAGAGCCAAACAGAGACUGCUUUCUGUCAAAGUCUUCCUUGUAGAGGUUUGUGCCUUGUGUAAAAAUGUUCGUACAGUGUACAAGUUGCGUUGCGUGUGCGAUUGUUUGUUUGUCAAUAAAAAAUCGGGUCUGAAAA